Arabis nemorensis is the source of this 444-nucleotide messenger RNA. Lineage: Eukaryota; Viridiplantae; Streptophyta; Magnoliopsida; Brassicales; Brassicaceae. The record is from the annotation of a GenBank genome assembly.
AUGGUUCUCUCCAUAAUGGAGGAGUUUAAUGAAAGUGAUCUCUCCCAGAAGGAGAAAAAUUGCGACAGUAAUCUCUCCGAAAUGGAGGAAAUUUGUGAGAAUGAUCUCUCCAAAAUGGACCGAUCCAUCAUUAAGAAAAUCAUAUUUCUUCCGGUAAAAGCUCUGAUGAAUUCAGUCACAUAUAAUACCAUUGCAGAGGUAAAGUUGGGCCCUAAGCCCAUUGUGAACCACUUGAACAAAGCCCAUAUUGCAAGUGUUGGAAUUGCUUCGCCGGAGCAGUACACCGACACCUUGGAUCUUCUCGUGGUUGCAAGGUUAGGGAAAUUGGAACUAGCUCGAGAUUUUGGGGAAGCGUUAGGGUCGUCAAACCACAAUUUUGGCACAUCUAACCUUCUCACAGUAAGGAUUUUACAGAAACUAAGCAUAACGGUAGAGAGAGAGUAA